This is a messenger RNA of Marchantia polymorpha subsp. ruderalis, 1306 nucleotides long. The record is from the annotation of a GenBank genome assembly. Lineage: Eukaryota; Viridiplantae; Streptophyta; Marchantiopsida; Marchantiales; Marchantiaceae.
CCCAUAUCGAGCUCCCGGUCGCUCGUCGCUCGGCGCUCGUAGAGUACUUAAGGCCUCAAGAACGAGACGAUCCGCUCAUCGAUUCAUCAUCCAGUGCAUUGAUCUUCUUCUUCUUCGUGUGCUGUGUGGACAUUUCGGUCUUUCUCGUGUCGCGCUUCCUCUUCUUGGGUUUGUCCGUGUCGAGGUUUGGUGAUCUUGUGGUUGAAAGUGAUACUCCGACUUGGAUAGCGUGGGCGAAGAGCUUUUGCUGUCAGGAACGAGGUGAAAGCGGGGCUGAGAUGGCUGUCGCGAGCUCAAUUGCUGCUGUUAGCGCCUCUUCCUUGCGCGUUUCGUCUGCAGGCCUGUGCGUCCCCGGGGAGGCCGAUGGUUUGUGCUUGAGCUCGGCCGGGAGUUUGGCUCGGCCCACCGGCUUGGCACAUCAGCUUGCACGGGGGGUCGAGGGAUACAGUGGAAGGAGGGUUGUAAUUCAAGCGUGUGCUCGGGAGUACAGUCGACGCACUGUGAGAGUCCGUGUGAACAAUUCGCGGGAAGAAUAUGCUGUAUCCAUCAGAAGCGUCCCCGUUCAGGUUGCGCGGGAGCUCCUCAAUGCUGGGCACCGCUAUCUCGAUGUCCGUACUGUCGAAGAGUUUGCCGCGGGCCAUGUGGAGGGAGCUGUGAAUGUUCCAUAUAUGUACAAAGCUGGAGCAGGGAUGUCCAAGAAUCUCAGAUUCGUUGAUGACGUUCGUAAAAUCUUCCACAAAGAUACUGAGAUUGUCGUGGGCUGUAAAAGCGGACGUAGGUCACUGAUGGCAGCACAUGAAUUGGAAGCAGGGGAAUAUACCGGAGUCACCGACAUGGUUGGUGGGUACGAUGCGUGGGUCGAAAGUGGGCUGCCUGUUAAUUCUUUGCAAGGUUAAUCGUUGUCGAAGUCCACGAGGAAGAAAUUUGUUGACCUUUCCACCUCAGGACGAAUGGCACCAGCAUAUUGUGUGAACGCCAUCUUCGUGAACAUGGAGGUUAGUUUGGGGUUAGUAAAGUUUAGAGUAGACCACAUAUCCCAACCGGGUCGGAGAGCAAUUGUAAAAUCUCCCUAGAGUGAGGGCUUUUAGCUGUAAAAAUUCAGUCCAUGUCCGUCCUUCUGGGAUCACUGUAAAAAACCUUAAGCAAACUGUAAAGUGUACAGUAUAUAAAAAACAGUCCAACAGAUGAAAUCUUCUCGUCAGUAAGUCUGCCCUACUUUUUCAGAGCACGUCGCUUUGUUUCGCGAAAAGAAGAGUCCUCGUGCAUGUGUUCUCUGCCUAAGAGAAACUGAGAAAAAUAAAACCAC